This is a messenger RNA of Acanthosepion pharaonis, 1464 nucleotides long. NCBI's taxonomy places the organism in Eukaryota, Metazoa, Mollusca, Cephalopoda, Sepiida, Sepiidae. The record is from the annotation of a GenBank genome assembly.
AUGUCGUCGCUAAUUAUAUACAUUAUAGGUUUCUCUCUCUCUCUCUCUCUCUCUCUCUCUCUCUCUCUAUUUCGUUUACAUAUUUCCGUUUUCUCUCUUUCACAAUCUAUCAAUUUGUUCUCUUUCUCUCCUUCUCUCUCUAAUUUUCUUACAUUGUUCUAUUCCCUCUCUCUCUCUCUCUCUCUCUCUCUAAUUCUCUUACAUUGUACCAUUUUUCUCACUUUAAUUUUCUUACAUUGUUCUAGUUUCUUUCUUUCUUACACUGUUUCCUUUUCAUUCUCUCUCUCUCUCUCUCUCUCUAAUUCUCUUACAUUGUUCUAUUCUCUCUCUUUAACACGCUAUUUCUCUUAUAUUGUUCCAUUUCCCCCCCCUCUCUCUCUCUUUCUAAUUCUCUUACAUUCUUCCAUUUCUCUCUCUUUUUCUUUACAGUGUUCCCUUUUCUCUCUUUCUCUCUCUCUCUCUUAUCCUCUUUCCAAUUUUCUUUCUCUCUCUCUAAUUUUCUUACAUAGUUCUAUUUUAUCUCUCUCUUCAAAUUCUCUUACAUUCUUCCAUUUCUCUCUCUUUUUUUACAGUGUUCCCUUUUCUUUCUUUCUCUCUUUCUCUUUCUCUCUCUCUCUCUUAUUCUCUUACAUUAUCCCAUUUUCUUUCUCUCUCCUUCCAAUUUUCUUGCACAUGUCCCCUUUUCUUUCUUUCUCUCUUUCUCUCUCUCUCUCUUAUCCUCUUACAUUGUCCCAUUUUCUUCCUCUCUCUCUCUCUCUCUCUCAUUCUCUUACGUUCUUCCAUUUCUCUAUUUUUUACAGUGUCCCCUUUUCUUUCUUUCUCUCUUUCUCUCUCUCUCUUAGUCUAUCUCUGUCUCUAAUUCUCUCACAUUGUUCUAUUUUCUCUCUCUCUCUCUCGAAUUCUCUUACAUUCUUCCAUUUCUCUAUUUUUUUACAAUGUCUUUCUUUCUCUCUUUCUCUCUCUUAUCCUCUUACAUUGUCCCAUUUUCUUUCUCUCUCUCUCUCUAAUUUUCUUACAUUGUUCUAUUUUCUGUCUCUCUUUAUAUCCCUACCAUUUUUUCCACUCUCUCUCUCUCUCUCUCUCUCUCUCAUAAUUAACCUUUUUUUAGUUUAUCUAAUAUUAAUCUGGACUCUUAUCUCAUUCAUGCCUGUUCAUAUCUAUCUAUCUAUCUAUCUAUCUAUCUAUCUAUCUAUCUAUGUACAUAUCGAAUUUAUAUCAGCAUGUUCAUAUCUAUCUAUCUAUCUAUCUAUCUAUCUAUCUAUCUAUCUAUCUAUCUCUGUACAUAUCGAAUUUAUAUCAGCAUGUUCAUAUCUAUCUAUCUAUCUAUCUAUCUAUCUAUCUAUCUAUCUAUCUAUCUCAGUCUGUACAUAUCGAAUUUUCUCAGCCUGUUCAUGUCUAUCUAUCUAUCUAUCUAUCUAUCUAUCUAUCUAUCUAUCUAUCUAUCUAUCAGUCUCGGUUUAUUAA